Messenger RNA from Aedes aegypti (yellow fever mosquito), 2026 nucleotides. RefSeq names its product transcription factor grauzone. Gene Ontology annotation, cellular component: chromosome; nucleus. NCBI's taxonomy places the organism in Eukaryota, Metazoa, Arthropoda, Insecta, Diptera, Culicidae. Gene Ontology annotation, molecular function: chromatin insulator sequence binding; zinc ion binding. The transcript is spliced from 2 exons. The coding region runs from base 143 to 1648 and encodes 501 amino acids. The record is from RefSeq and is a predicted model, not a curated record. Gene Ontology annotation, biological process: regulation of transcription by RNA polymerase II.
GUCGCGUGCCUUUUUCUGAUGCUUCUCAGUUUGUAGCAUGUAGCAUGCGCUUGUUUGUUUCAUGCUACAGACAGUGAGAGUGACUUUGAGACAUUCGAUAGCCUCAGACCAGGGUAGAUAGCACCAAAUUUUGUGCACGAUCAUGGAUUGCAGCAAUUGCUUCACCUGUGGCCAAAUUCCGGCAGGUUUCUACCUAGCAUCGAAUGCCGCACUGGAAUCGAGGCAAGAUAUCAGCCACAUAUUGGGUCAGCAUUUUUGGUUUCAGGAAGAUGACUUACUCGAUGCUAUCGUCUGUGGAGCUUGCUGGGCAAAAGUGGACGAAUUUCAUCGUUUCUACCAGGAGGUUAAGCUGUUUCACGAGCAACAGAUGGACUCGAAACCGCUCUCAAUUUGUAUCAAACAAGAAGAGAUUGAAAUCGUGGAGCAAUUACUUCCAGAUGAUGGAUUAUAUGCAUCAGAAGAAUGUGAGAAACCUCACGAGGAAGUCGACUGUAAGCUUGAAACGAAAGAAAUAUGUAACGAGCUCCUUCUAGUGACAGAGAAUAUUGAUUCUAAACCUCUAAAACCUUACACUUUGAGAAAACCAUUAACUAAAAAAAAGUCGUUGCUAAAUCCGGCGCGCAAACGUAAUGUUAUACCGCUGGAACAACAGAAAGCGGAGGACGAUUUCAUCAAACAGCAUAGGCCCUACUUGUGCACCGAUUGCUACGUAGAAUUCGAUAGCUUCACUGCGAUUCGUAGUCACUCCCACAUUGUCCACGGUAAAAAAUACAUUGUGUGCUGUGGCACUCAGCAAAGAACCAGAUCCAUGCUGUACGAGCACGUUCAAAAUCUGCUCAAUCCCGAAGCAAUCAGAUGUGAGGUUUGCAGCAAAACGUUCAAGUCCCAGGGAGGCUACAUCCGACACAAGGAUGAGCUCCACCCGGAGGAAGAACAGUUGGUAUUCAAGUGUCAUCGAUGCCCGAAGAGCUUUCCCAAGCAGAAGUUACUCAAGCGCCACGUGGCUGAGCAUGAAACGCUCGAGAAUGAAACAGCAAAAUGUAACGUCUGCGGAAAGUGCUUCAGAGCACAGCUCAGUCUAAGGAGGCAUAUCAUAGAAGUCCACGGGGAGAAGAGCUAUGACUUCGUUUGUGAGCAUUGCUCUAGGAGAUUUGCCAGGCUUGCAGAGCUUAAGACGCAUCGAAAAAUACAUGAACUCACGGUGGAACAAACGAGGAAACAGUGCCCGGUUUGCAACAAAUGGCUGAAGAACCUCAAGUAUUGGAGAAGGCACGUGCAAAGUCAUCAAGAGCAUGGUCAGUACCAAUGCGAUCGGUGUGAUCAUGUUUCAGUCAAUCUGUUGGCCCUGAAGAGGCACGCUGAGCGAAAGCACAAUAACACGGUCAAAAGGUACCCCUGUGAGGUUUGCGGCAAGGAAUAUUCGCGACCCGUUACCCUCAAGGAACACAUUGCCAAUGCUCACACAGGGGAACCGUUGUAUCAGUGUCCGUAUUGCGAGAAGAAGUUCUUUUCCAAUGCCACCAUGUACGCGCACAAGAAAAAGGACCACCCGGAGCUGUGGAAGAAAGAUCGCAUGAGAAAGUAUGCUCCUAUCGAGAAGGAGAAGGAGGCAGAGGAAGAUAAGAGUGGAGAAGGAACCGCGAGUUAGGCGAAUCGCGGUCGCAUGUUGUGUCUGUUAAAUUGUAUGAUAUACAUAAUCUUUAAAAAAGAAAAAUGAUUAUUGUUGCUGAAGCGUACGCCAUAAAAUUGACACUGGUUAUUCCCAAUGCGAAUCACGAAAUCGUUAUCCACACCACGCAGGCAUCUACGGAAAUAGCGAAGCCGACCAAGACUACGAGGCAACAGGCAAUCGACACCCCCUCCCAGGAGAGGAGGCACUGAGAUCGGUCAGGAUAGUAAUGCGCCGUCUGAGGGAAACCUACGGUGGACAACACAGCCGACCAGCUAUUGUUCACCCGGCCAAGGAUCGGCCACACGCGGAUAAUACAAUUCAAUUUCUGUUGAAGAGAGAAUAUCUACCCACAUG